GUAUGUAUACAGGCACAAUCUCAGUAAUUUAUGGUCCAAUGGUAUGAUUAUUAAUAUAUGUCAGUUUUCUGGUAAAACUAGUGAACUUAUGAGAUUGGUCAAGAGAUUUACUAUUUCUGAGAGAAAAUGUGUAGUUUUGAAUUAUGCAAAUGAUAAUAGAUAUUCAGAGGAAUAGUGUAUUUCAAGUCAUGAUAAGUAUAUAUUGUUCAUUUAAAAAUGAAGACAAUAUUUGAAAGCCAUUAAAGUAUGCAAAUUAAAUGAGGCUUAUGAGAAAUGCAAAGAGAGUGAUGUAGUGGCUAUUGAUGAAGGUUAAUUCUUUUCAGAUGUAAAUAUAAUUGCAUUAUGUAUAGAUUGUAGAAUUUAGUGAGAAGAUGGCUAAUUUAGGAAAGAUUGUAAUAGUUGCAGCUCUUGAUGGAACCUUUGACAGAAAACCUUUUCAUAACAUCUUAAAUUUGAUUCCUUUAGCUGAACGAAUAACAAAACUAACAGCUGUGUGUUGGUUCUGUAAAAGAGAAAAUGCCUCUUUUACUAAAAGAAUAGUAUAAUCAUAAGAGAGUAAUUAAAAUAAAUAAAAUUUUAGUUGAGUUAAUUGGUGGUGAGGAUUGUUAUAAACCUGCAUGUAGAGUAUGUUUCCAUCUUGCAUAAACUCAAUCAAAAACAUAAUCCAUAUUAUAUGUUAAUUAAGAGAAUCAUUUUGAGUAAAAAAAUUUGAUUUGCUGAG
Molecule: messenger RNA, 721 nt
Organism: Paramecium pentaurelia
Lineage: Eukaryota; Ciliophora; Oligohymenophorea; Peniculida; Parameciidae
Source: the annotation of a GenBank genome assembly